UUACAUAUUAAGUACAACACUGUCCAUAUACACACAGCAGUCACUAGCCGUCAUUCAUUAUCAUUUAUUAGAUACUUUUGGUUGCAUUUGGAUUACGUUGAUAGCGCAUUCGGACUGGGAACUAAAUUUGUGUGCAAAAACUGAAUAAAAAAAUUAAUUCGUGUUAAAUUAAGAAAAUGGAUAAUUUUAAACUAGUCACCCUUGAAGAAUUGAAAAAACACAAUAAACCAGACGAUCUGUGGAUAGCAAUCGAAGGAAAGGUGUAUAAUGUGACCAAAUUUCGAAACGAGCAUCCCGGAGGUGAGGAAACGCUGGAUGAAGUUGGUGGCCUUAAUGCUACAGUACAAUUUAAUGAAGUGGGACAUAGUCAAGAGGCUAAACAAAUGCUCAAGAAAUAUUACGUCGGUCACCUUGUGAGUGGCGAGGAGUCAGCUGCACAAACUGCCAUAAGCUACAACGAUCUAAACAAAAUGGCGUAAUAGCUAAAAUAUAUGUACAUACAAACAUAUUUCCUUAAACUGCAUGAAAAACCAUUGCUCUGGAUAGAGAAUAAAAAUGAAAACCAGUUUCGCUAAGAAAAACAAGAAUGACUGAAAUUUGGUCUGCAUACAUAUGUAUGUACAUAUGUACAUUUGUAAAUGGUAAAACAAUUUUCAAUUCAAUUUGGAACUCAAAUAACUCAAAUUCUUGGUAAAGGAACCACAGCAUACCUGCAAUUAACUGCAUUUCGCUACACGUGUCGGUCAAAAGCCAUUACUUUCUGGACUCGCAUGUAAAAAAAUCAUUAAUCAUAAUUACUAUUUAUGCAUGUAUAUUUUUUUUUUUUUUGAACAACUACGCAAUUAUAACAAAGACAUGGCUAUAUGUACAUAUGUAUGUAUAUGCAUUCAUACCAUAGCAUGUAUACAUCAGCCAUUGCUUCUUGAAAAACAAAUAAAAACAAUUCAUAAAAAACUCA
Molecule: messenger RNA, 958 nt
Organism: Ceratitis capitata (Mediterranean fruit fly)
Lineage: Eukaryota; Metazoa; Arthropoda; Insecta; Diptera; Tephritidae
Product: cytochrome b5
Exons: 4
Coding region: 177-479 (100 amino acids)
Cellular component (GO): intracellular membrane-bounded organelle; membrane
Molecular function (GO): heme binding
Source: RefSeq, a predicted model, not a curated record